Messenger RNA from Penicillium subrubescens, 951 nucleotides. RefSeq names its product Chromatin modification-related protein eaf3. Lineage: Eukaryota; Fungi; Ascomycota; Eurotiomycetes; Eurotiales; Aspergillaceae. The record is from RefSeq and is a predicted model, not a curated record. The transcript is spliced from 4 exons. Gene Ontology annotation, biological process: regulation of DNA-templated transcription; chromatin organization. Gene Ontology annotation, cellular component: nucleus; NuA4 histone acetyltransferase complex; Rpd3S complex. Bases 1 to 951 code for a protein of 316 amino acids.
AUGCCUCCCUCCUCCAUGUACAGCAAGGACGAGAAAGUCCUUUGCUUCCACCAUGAUAUCCUCUAUGAUGCGAAGAUCCUAGAGGUGCGGCCUAAGGACGCCGCCGAUAAGAAGAGCGUCCUCGAGUACCUCGUCCACUAUAAAGGGUGGAAGAACACCUGGGACGACUGGGUACUCGAGGACCGCCUUCGUAAGGCUACCGAAGAGAACCGGGAGCUGGCCGCUAACCUGCGCCGUGAGGUUGAGGCCGCCGCACGCCAGAAGAAUGCAAAGCCGACGGCCAAGAAGCGUGCCAUGUCUGAUCGCAGCUCCGUUCGUGACAGUGAAGAGCGUGGCAACUCGGUGCCUGGCCGGGCUAGCAAGCGGGCUCGAGGCGAGGCCGAUCUUGAGAAGGAGGAAACCUUCCAGUCCCGUCCUUCCAUCCGCAUCGUCAUGCCGGACAACCUGAAGGCCCUGAUCGUCGACGACUGGGAGCGUGUCACUAAGAACGGCACUGUUGUCAAGUUGCCGGCUCCCAAGCCUGUCCGCAAGAUCCUCCAGGACUGGCGCGACGAAGAGGCCCCCAAGCGCACCGAGUGCCGCAUCGAUGUCGACGUCCUGGAUGAGUGUAUCGCUGGCAUCCUCGAGUACUUCGACGUCAUGCUCGACAAGCUCCUGCUCUACCGCUACGAGCGCCCUCAGUAUCGCAUGUUCCGCAAGAAGUAUGCUGGCAUCCCUGGCAAGGACAGCCCCGUUGAUGUCUAUGGUGCAGAGCAUCUCAUCCGCCUCUUCAGCCUCCUCCCCGAGCUGCUUGCUCAGACCAAUAUGGACCUCCAGGCUACCCAGCGCCUGCGCGAGGAGCUCUCCAAGUUCUCGAUUUGGCUGUCCAAGAACUCUGAGAAGUACUUCCGUACUGAGUACAUCUCUGCAGAGGACGCUGUUGUUAAGAAGUCAAUCGAGGAUGCCGACUGA